Messenger RNA from Theobroma cacao (cacao), 1429 nucleotides. The record is from RefSeq and is a predicted model, not a curated record. Lineage: Eukaryota; Viridiplantae; Streptophyta; Magnoliopsida; Malvales; Malvaceae.
ACAUUUGAGCCAGGGGUCUGAGUUUCGAAACCUGGACUUUUCAUUUUUCUCAAAAAAUUUUUGGUUACCUUCUUCAUCAACCUGAAACUGCAACCACCAUGGAUCAGGACGGGCCUUCUUCUGGCCGCCGAAAGGUUCGGUUUGCUCCUAAAGCUCCUCAAUCUUCAAGAAGGCUCAAAACCACUGUUUCCAAAUCCGAAGUGAAUGAUGAAGAUGGAGAAGCUGCUCAAGCGCAGUAUCUUCUUGGACGUUUCAACGAGAAUCAAACGCGACAAAGGCCUAAAGUUGAAAAGAAAUCUUCCGCGCAAAUUUCUUUUGGUCCUGGAGCCCCCUCAUCAAAUUUAUUGAGUGCAUAUGGUAGUCAAAGGGGUGGGACUUCUGGUAAAAGUACUGACUCAAGGCAGAGAAGUCCUGAUGAUAAUGAUGGGCAAAUCAUUGGUUCUUUCCCUUCAGCUUCCAAAGAAGAUAGGACAGAUAUAUGUUCUUCAGAUGCCAUUGAAGCAUCAGCACCAAAAAUAAAGAGAGAAUACCGUGAACCAUGGGUAAAAGUUUGCUCAUUGUUUGUGUGUUUAAGACCGAGUGCACAUUUGUGUGCAAUUCCUCUGAUACUGCUGAGUUCCAUGAUCGCAUUGCAGGAUUACCAUCACACUUACUAUCCUAUUACCCUUCCUCUGAGGAGACCUUACUCUGGUGACCCUGAACUUCUUGAUCAGGCAGAAUUUGUAGAGGCUGCUAGAAAGGAGUAUGAUGAGAAAACUAUUAAUCCUGCUUCAGAUCUUGGGCUACUGGAGGAAGGUGAGAAAGGAAAGAUGUUUUUCUUUCAGCUUCCCGCUAAUCUUCCUGUAAUUAAGCGAUUGGCUAGCACAAAGGGGAAAGAAAAAGCUGAGAAUUUAGGAUCAUCAGAAAGGUUUGGUGCUUUAAAGAAAGGCUGCCAGUUGGAAGAGUUGCCCGGGGGAUUUAUGGGGAAGAUGUUGGUUUACAAGAGUGGAGCAGUCAAAUUGAAGCUGGGAGAAACACUAUAUGAUGUAUCACCUGGUUCAGAUUGUAUAUUUGCUCAGGAUGUUGCAGCAGUCAACACCACAGAGAAACACUGUUGUGUCAUCGGAGAGCUUGGAAAACGGGUAGUUGUCACUCCACAUAUUAGUUCUGUCCUAAAUUCUGUGAUUGACCUGGGCUGAGAGCAAAACAGCUAACAAUGACGUAAACAGAGCAUAGCAUGUUGGAGUUGUACGUAGAAGGGAAAUAUCUGAAGCAUGUUUUCGUAUAUAUGUAGCUAGAAUUGUACAGCGAUGCCAACAGGGUAGCAUGUCAAACUACUUUGUAGAUGUGCUUGGGAUGUAAUCCUUGACCUAUAUUUUUUUUUCUUAAUCAAAGAUUAGCUUUUGGGACCAAAAACAGAAGAGACAAAAGCUCCUUUUUUUUUUUCUUA